AUGGACAUCACUGGGCUCGAUCGCGCUACCGGCAGACUGGUCAUCCAGAUCAGACUAGAUGAGAUUGCAGAAGCGCUCGAAGGCGUCCAACUGGACGACAAUGGUACUGCGAGCUAUCGCGCUAUUCGUCACACGCUUCAAGAUCAACUAUCGAUCAUUUAUGGCCAGGAUACUGAUGACGAAAGCGACAACGGCGACGAAGCAAGACGUACGCCAUCGAGAUCAAGCAGCGACACCUCCGCGAACAACUCCGAUGAUGAAGGCGUCGUAGCGGAGGAAGCAAGUCCCACACCAGAACUCAUUGAAGCGCCGGAGUCAGAACCGGAGUCAGAGUCAGAACCCGAGCUGGUACCAGAGGCUACUGCCGAUUGCGGUGCUUGUGGUGAUACAAAGCCCGAGAAGGACACCAUCAAGCUUGAAUGCUCCCAUGUUUACUGUAAGGACUGCAUCGUAGAUCUAUUCCGCUUCGCUGUCCACAAAGAUACCUCACUCUUCCCGCCUCAAUGCUGCAAAGCCACGAUCCCACUCGACACAAACGAAAACGGGGUAAAGGGCUGCAGUGUUCUACUACCUGAAGAACUAUUGAUCGAGGUCAAUGAGAAGAAAGCAGAGCAGGAGAAGGCUCAAGAAACCCCAUGUUCUGGCGCGAACUGCGAUCACGUUGUCCCGAAAGGAAAUAUCAGUGGUGGCGUUGCGAUAUGCGAUCUUUGUGACACCAAGACGUGUACGGUAUGCGAGGACGAAGCUCAUAAAGGACUGUGUGCCGAGGAUGAUGACACCAAGAUAUUGAUGGCCACAGCUGGAAAGGUCAUGUGGCAACAGUGUACCAAGUGCAAGAAUCUGGUCGAGCUAGACACUGGCUGUUUCCAUAUCAUGUAA
Messenger RNA from Alternaria arbusti, 879 nucleotides. RefSeq lists its product as uncharacterized. Lineage: Eukaryota; Fungi; Ascomycota; Dothideomycetes; Pleosporales; Pleosporaceae. Gene Ontology annotation, cellular component: ubiquitin ligase complex; cytoplasm. The transcript has 2 exons. The record is from RefSeq and is a predicted model, not a curated record. Gene Ontology annotation, biological process: protein polyubiquitination; positive regulation of proteasomal ubiquitin-dependent protein catabolic process; ubiquitin-dependent protein catabolic process. The coding region runs from base 1 to 879 and encodes 292 amino acids. Gene Ontology annotation, molecular function: ubiquitin conjugating enzyme binding; ubiquitin protein ligase activity; zinc ion binding.